CCCCCGGCACAGCCUCCCGGGCAGGCUCCGGCUGGAAGCAGCACGGCCGCCGGGCCGGAUCUUUCAGGCUGGAACAGACAGCUCAGAGACAGGGUGAAGAGUCAAAUACAGCUUGUUCUAUGGAGGCUUUAGAAAGAGCACCAUGGGAAACCUUUCCUGCCGCUAGAGGCUCAACGGUUUGGCCAGUGAUGGUGCUGUCCUAAUGCUGUCCUGUGGAGGAGGAAAGCCCUGAAGUGACCAGGAUGGGGAGAGCGAUGUGCUGCGUGCCGGCUGCUGCGUGCGGGACUCCUGAGGGCAGCCGAAGGGAAGCGAGGAACUGCCCGUGCCCCGAGCGGAGCUGCCCGCUCCUCCCGGAGCCUGGCGAGGAAGGGCUGCAGCCGGAGAGUAUCGGCGUUCCGUGCUUCGUCAGCCCGGCAGGACUGUGGCUUUGAUUCCGUCUCGCUCCUGCCCUGUUCCCGGAGGAGAGGCACCGUCCCGCCAUGUCUCGCUACAGCCUCCACAACCUCCUGGACUGGAUGUAUGGCGGGGUGGACCCCAGCUUUGCCGGCAAUGGAGGGCCGGAAUGCGCCGCCUUUCUCUCCGGUCAGCAGCGCUUGCUGGAGAGUUUGGUCUUCCUCAGCGUGGGCACUGUGGAGAUCCUCGUGUCCCUGUGGAAGCUCAGGCAGCAGCACGUCCGGGAGCUGGAGAAUCUGCUGCAGCAGCCCCAGGCUAAGCAGGAGAGCCUGGGCAAGAACGUGCUGCUGGUGCUGCUCUGCCUCAUCUUUGGGCUGGAGGUGGGGUUCAAGUUUGCCACCAGGACUGUCAUUUACCUCCUGAAUCCCUGCCACGUGGUCACCAUGAUGCAGAUUUUUCUUCUUGCCUGUCCCCCAUGUCGGACUGCAAUGAUUCUCUUCAGGUUGCAGAUGCAUAUGCUGAACGGGGCCCUCUUAGCAUUGCUGUUUCCUGUUGUUAAUACACGCCUGCUUCCAUUUGAAACGGAGAUUUAUUACAUCCAGCACGUGAUGCUCUAUGUUGUGCCCAUCUAUCUGCUGCAGAAAGGAGGUAUCUACACCCCUGAACCGCUCUGCAAUUUCUGGUGGGCUCUUCUGUCCACGGGGUUUAUGUUUGUGUACCAUUUUAGCAUCUUGCAGAUCCUGGGACUGGUUACAGAAGUGAAUUUGAACAACAUGUUGUGCCCAGCCAUCUCAGAUCCUUUUUAUGGGCCCUGGUACCGGAUCUGGGCCUCUGGACAUCAGACUGUCAUGACCAUGACUCAUGGGAAGCUCAUAAUUCUGCUGUUCCACAGCGCUGUCCCCACCUUCAAAUGGAGCAUGGACUUGCUUAGACUCCCAGCUAAGAAAAUAGACUGAAAUUCCUCCCCACAGAGUAGUUCAUACAGCAUCAGAGAUAUACUGGAAAACAGAGGGGGGAUGAGAGGACAGUGGCUUUAUACUUCUUCCCACAGUUUUUUGCCUCUAAACCACCUCUGUAAUGAAGUGAGUUUUUGGGUUUUUUUACCUGCUGUUUCUCACUGCCUAUUGCCAAUGGCAAAAUUAGUGGCCUUAUUCUGGGGAAGGUUGGUGUUUUAUACAUUUUGUACAGAUUACAGUAGAAUCUUGCUAAGCCACCCUUUAAAUUUAGGCCAGGACCUGUCCACAUUCCAGCAAAGAGAGUGGCAGUGCUACCUCCUUUGGACUCAUUUUCCAUUAAAGAACAGCACCAUUCUAGGAUAGGAAACAAUCUGAAUUGUAGCACUCUCUGAUGUGAACCAACGUGCUGAACUGCAUCAUCCUGGCUUAACUCUUAAAGCUGCAAUGUUCCAAAAUGGUCACAGGAAAUGGUGCACACCCAAUCUUCCAGUCAGAAGUGUAAAACAGUGAGGUCCUAAUGUAUUUUCUUUAAGCUAGUUGAAAAUGUUGGGGAACAAUAACUCAUUUUAAAAAAAGAAAAAUCAACUACUGAAUUUCUAAGCUGCAGUAGAUAAGUAUUUAUCUAGUGAAGUCCCAUCUUGAUGCCUUGGAGAUGCUUUUAUUUUGGUGAAGGGAAAAAAAGGAUGUUGUAAUAAUUUCAAAAGACCAUGUUAUGUGUAAGCCAUGAUAAGAUAUUGCAUUCACUGUUCUGUCCUGAUUUUGAACAAAAUGGGUUUUUUUUCACUUACCUUAGACUGGAGAAGGAGUGGAGAUACAAAAUCCAAUGUAAACAUAAGUUGUUGGGUUUUUUAUACUUAGUAGCUUUUGAAACAUUCCUGCUGUGUCUGUGCUGAUCCUCACUGACCAGACUGCUUGGUGAGAAACCAAAUGAAACUCUGUUCUCUCCCUACAGCUCUGCUCUAUCAUGUGUACUGAUUUUAAAAUACAGCUCUAGAGAGGAAUAUCAAAUCAGUGCAGGCCUCUGCUGCAAAGAACACGUUCCAGUUUAGUAGCAUGACCCAUCAAGAUGUCUUUUGGAGAACAGGAUGGAGGUGGGCACAAUGCUCAACUGCGUGUACCUGCUCCAAUUUUGCAGGAAGAGAAACCACUGGGCAGAAAAAAGGGAAAUCCUGACUGUGUUCUUCCAGAAUUGUGAGUCCAUUAUGCAAACUGUUGUGUUUCAGGGCUGCAGGUUUUUCUUGUACAGAACUUUGUGGGAAUUUAUAGAUUCAUUUUGUUGUCAAAGCUGUGACUUGUAAGAUAAACCAAAACCAUCAUACCUCCUCCAGCUGCAUCACCUGAAGGUUUGUGCUGAAGUUAAGGUACAGACAUUUAUACCUCAGGAAGCAAAAGUAAGUUGAGGGUUUGUUUGUUUUUUUUUUUUUUUCCUUAAAAAAGAAAAAAAAUUCCUUUGAAGUAGCCACUUAAUCCCUCACAAAUAUUUUUACUCAAAUGUUGUACACCUCAGUCAGAAAUACAUUGUCCCAGAUUCUGAUUUACAAACUGGUUUCUGGAUUUUUCCCAUGCCUUGCUGUAUGUGUGGUAUAGAUAUAAAAAUACACUAUAUGCUCACAACUUGAGAACAUGCAGCAUGUACCUAAACUACCCCUCAGGCACAUACAGCUGGUGUUAGUUAGUAUUACAAUAGAAGGACUUAAGACAAAUUUUGCAAGUAUUUAGCAUUAUUAUUUGCUUAACUUAUGGGGUUUGGUUCGUUUUCUUUUAGUUCCUUUUUCUUUUUUUUUUUUUCUUUUUUCCCUGUCAGGAUACUGUAGUUUCUGGAAACACUUCCUAAAUAGGAGCCUUCUCUUUUUUUCCUUUUUUAAACAAUAGCAUUUCCUAUCUGUAAUCACCUGCCUCAGGGCAUUCUAAACAAGUAUAAAGCAGCUGCUGUUUGUCACCAUUGUCCCUCUGGUCAAUUAAAACUGCGGGAGCAAUUAAAUGAGCUCAAGUGUCUCACUCAGUGCAGGCUCUUUGCUUGCAGAGCAGAAUUUUCGAGCUCUUCUGGCUGAUUAAAAUUCAGUGGCAGGAGUGUGAGCAGAGCUGACAGGGCCGUCCCUGGGCAUGGAAAGGGAUUCCUGGUGCAGAGCUGCUGCCAGUGGCUGCCCCUGCCUUCCCUGCUGAUCCCUCCUGGGCUUUUCCCUGACGCUGCUCCGGCUGUUUUGAGUCCCACAGAAAUUGGAGAUCGUUUCACCACAUGGAGUUUGCUGAUGGAGCUGCUCAGCAGAGCCAGUGGGGCACUUUGUACUGUCCCAAAUCCUGUGUGGGCACAUUCUGGAGCUUGCUGAAUCUUUCAUCCCAAUUUAAAAUGGCUCUGAACAAGGCAUGAGAGUAGAGAGGUAACCAAGUACUGCACUCAAGGAUUUUAGAGGUACUGCAGCUGCAGUGAAGGAAUCAAAUGGUGCAGCUGGAGGCAGGUGUGAAGGCAGGCAGUGCAACCUUCACCUUUUUAAAGCUUUCUUGCUGUGCAGUGUCAGUGAGGCUGGUUGAGUUAGAACUGAACCAUUUAGGCUGGAAAACCCCUGAGUUCAUCAAGCCAAGCACUAACCCAGCACUGCCAAGCCCACCACUCAUCUUUAUCCCCAAGUGCCACACCUACACAUCCUUUAAAUCCCUCCAGGCUUGGUGACUCCACCACCUUGUGCCAUGGAAGAGCUGUUGAGGAUCCCUGCAGUGCUGUUUUUUCCAGGGAUUCAGACACUGCAGUGUCUGAGCUGGAUCAAUUUAUUUUAACUUCCUCUUUUAAGCACCAAAGGAGAAUUUUCAUCUUGUUUCUUUUGAAGGGUGCAAAGGAACAGCUCUUGCCCAUGUGUUUAUAAAUGGAUGGAAAGCCAGAGUCUAUGAACACACACCUGGAGCUGGUUUUGGUUCAGCUUCUCAGCUCAGAGCUGCUGCCUUGGUGAGCCUGGGAAACAGGAAAGGUCAGUCCAUUUGCAGUCCAGUCAAACCUUGAGGUUAGAGAGUAUCUAAUUGUAGGUUUCUGGCCACAGAGUUUUGAUAUUUCUGUAUAUUUGGUAAUUUUAUAAAGUUCAGUGGUAUUUUUCACAAAUGGCUAUUUGCAGCUGUUAAUUGACUGUACUUUUAUGUCCUAAGUCUUGCAUCUAAAUCAGAACCAUUUGUUUUCUAUGCAUCCAUAGCUAAUGGGAAACAGUUGUGGUGUUUUCUUCGGUGUUGCAGUUGUAUCACUCUGGGUGGAUCCUUUGGAAUUAAAUUUGUCCUUAGAGGUAACAAUGCUCUAAUAAAGCCAAACCCCAGGAAGAGGGUAUAUGUCAGCCCUGCUGGGAGGGUUCUGCUUUGGUGUUUUCAGUUCUACAGUGACAGGACUCAUGAAUCUGUUGAUUUUUGUGAUCUCGUACUUCAAGUGAUAUUGCUGUAAAUCUCUCUUGCAGCUGUUGGUGUAACUUCGUCAAAGCCAAGCUGUUUUAUACAUAAUUUUAUUUUUCUUUGGGGUCAAUUUUGUACUUUUAAAAACUAUCUCUGCAUUUCCUGAGUCGUUAUCCCAAUGCUGCAGAGGACACAGCAGGCAGGGCAGUGAGCACACCCUGCUCUCCCCAACCACACUGUGCCAGGGGCUGGGCUGGAGCUGCAGGGGGGCUGCAGGAACCUGGGGGGCUGCAGGAACCUGGGGGGCUGCCCACCCCACACUCCAUUCCCAGCAUGGCAUUAUCCAGGCACAGAAUGGGUUGGCGAGGGCAAGGAUGGACCUGGAUGGGCUCAACUGCCACAUAUGCUGUUAGUUCUGAAUAAUUUGUAAGUGUUAUAAAUUUUGUAAACUUUUUAAUGUGCUAAACUUUGGUUAUGAGGUAACAUUUACAAAUAAGGGGUAAUUUGUGUACUUGUUUUCGUAUUUUGCUCUGGUGGGCUUUUUUUGCUGUUGUGCCCUAAGUCCAGAUCAUUGGGCAAAUAGUUGUUAAACCUCGGAAUUAAAACAAAUAAAUGCAUUUUACUGGA
Messenger RNA from Hirundo rustica (Barn swallow), 5339 nucleotides. It is a transcript of the gene TMEM164, whose product is annotated as transmembrane protein 164. Bases 480 to 1349 code for a protein of 289 amino acids. The transcript is spliced from 9 exons. Lineage: Eukaryota; Metazoa; Chordata; Aves; Passeriformes; Hirundinidae. The record is from RefSeq and is a predicted model, not a curated record.